UACGGUGUGUUGGAUACUGGAUACAAACCAGACCUGACGGUCGAUGAAGCCAUUGAGUUGGGCACUCGAGCCAUUUACCAUGCCACUCAUCGUGAUGCCGCUUCUGGAGGUAUCAACAACUUGUACCACAUGACAAAGGAUGGAUGGAAGUUCAUUCAUGCCGUGGAUGUCAAUGAUUUGCAUUACAAGUACGCGGAGGAAAAGAAGAAUGCCAUGGCAACCUAA
Molecule: messenger RNA, 225 nt
Organism: Seminavis robusta
Lineage: Eukaryota; Bacillariophyta; Bacillariophyceae; Naviculales; Naviculaceae
Source: the annotation of a GenBank genome assembly